Ostreobium quekettii is the source of this 357-nucleotide messenger RNA. NCBI's taxonomy places the organism in Eukaryota, Viridiplantae, Chlorophyta, Ulvophyceae, Bryopsidales, Ostreobiaceae. The record is from the annotation of a GenBank genome assembly.
AUGUGCAUGCUGCGCAUGGUUCAUCUUCAAUUUGACGGCUGCAUAGUUACUGCCGUGUUGCUCUGCUGUAGCGAUCGUGUAAUGGAGAAUCCACCACGGAGGCGUUAUGGCGCUGACGACGCGGAUUCCGUGAACCUGAACGAGCGAGACGCCGAGGUGGACGAAGAGGAAUUGGACCGCUACAUAAUGGCGCAUGAGCGAUGCCAGGCGCAGCCAAGGAGGGGCCAUUCUCAACGAGGCCCUUCUAAACGAGGGCUUUUACAGCAAGGCCCAUCACAAAGGGGCCCUUCACAAAAGGGCCCUUCACAACGCGGCAGGCAGCGCAAGAAGCAGGCCCUUAUUUCAUCUGGCACAUGA